Molecule: messenger RNA, 5453 nt
Organism: Durusdinium trenchii
Lineage: Eukaryota; Dinophyceae; Suessiales; Symbiodiniaceae
Source: the annotation of a GenBank genome assembly
AGAUCUGUUUCACUUGUUCACCCUGCGGGUCAGCUGAUCAUGAUGACGCCUGCGGUGUCAGUUCUUUUGAUUCUAUGCGUUGGAUCGCUCGCUGACGAGCUUCUCCCACUUCAUGGCGGCAAAGACAGAGGGUGCCAAGGAAUAAAGAGCGAUUCAAAAAAAGUUGAAAAAUGGUCGGCAAAGGACCUCGAGGAGUGCAAGAGCCUUUGUUCGGGAUCCUGCGGAGCUGUGGAGUGGAUCCCUCAAGCUCAUUUCUGUGAGCUUUGGCAUGUGCCAGUGGCACACACCAUCAAGAAAGAAGGUGCAGAAUGCUAUGCCAGAAAGGUGGAUGUGACAAAUAUGUCGUCCCUCAUGCCAAAGGAGGUGUUGUGCCUCCGUUCCGCUGAGGGCGCGUGUUCGUCACUGAAGGAGAGGACUGGCUGUCUCAUGAGCAAGGAUUCAGGAGGUCCAUGCGUCUGGUGUGGUGGAGCUGCGUGCAACGACCAGACGGGUGCUCUUUGUGAGUCCUUUGGCUCCUGGAGGAGCGGUGCCUCCAUGGCUGCAGUGGGAAAGCUGGUGGGAGACACGGAAAUCGCUCGCUGUGAGGCUGGAAAGCCUGCAGUGAUCAAGGUCAAAAGUGAGCCGUGGCAGAUCCCGCCACCCAGUGUUAAGGACCUGGAGCUGCUGACGCCAGUGGCAAAUGGCUGCAAAAGCCUAAGCACCAAAGAGGAAUGCCUUAACAGCAAGGAUGCCAGUGUCGCCAAACUGGAUAGCUUCAAGGUUUAUGGGGAGGCGUGCAUUUGGUGUGGGGGCAUUGCGUGCACCACGGAGGAUGAAUCUAAGUGCGGUCCAUUUGACUACCUCAUGCAUGGACAAGGCCUCGCCUUCGACGUGUUCCAUGCAAAACACUCGUUCGAGGUCGCUGGAAAAUCUUCAUCUAUCAAGCACGCGAAUUGGAAUGGUGAUUGCUUGGAGAAAGCCGUCAAGGGAUGCCCUUCCUUGCAAGAUGAGUACAGUUGCCUCGCGAGCGUCGAUGACCGCGACGAGGAUCCAUAUCAUAAAGGUCUCAAGGUGCGUGGGCAACCCUGCGUUUGGUGCAAUGGCGGCCUAUGCCACAGCAAUGGGACCAACCGCUGCGAGGUUUAUGAUAUCCAAGUGCAUGGCCAAGGAAAAGCUUUCAAUUACACUCUUGCUGCAGGAAUCACUGUGGCGCAAUGCGACGGUGGGAUGGUCAAACGGCAUCUCCCAAUUUUCCAGGUCUCCAGCCCUCCAUUUCCAAUUACAAGACCCAGUGCGAUUUCUUGUCUCAAGGCAGAGCCCAAGGGAUGCGAAGCCAUCAAAAACAAGUUGGACUGCCUCAGCAGUGUCGAUGGGUCGAGUGUGACCUCUUAUGCAGGAUUGCGAAUCAAAGGUGAGCCAUGCGUUUGGUGUGGCGGAGCUCAGUGCAACACCGGUGGGGAGAGCCUCUGUGCGCCAUUCGACUUCUUGGAGAAGGGAGCCGGACGGGCCUUUGGUGCGCUGAAUGCUGUGGCCCUCACACCUGCACAAUGCUCCACCGCAUCGCUGCAUUUUGGGGAGCUGUCCUGCCUCAAAGAAGCAAAGUCAGGAUGCAAUGAGAUAAGUGACAAAGACACGUGCUUGGCGAGUGUGGAUGGCCGUCCGUACGCACAAGUGGGUGGCUACAAGGUGAAAGGCCAGCCUUGUGUUUGGUGCGGGGGUUUGCCGUGCCAGAGCGGAAGCUUGAACACCAACAAGUGUGAGCCCUAUGACUUUGCCGUCAAUGGUGAGGGACACAUCUUUGAUCGGCAUCAAAACAUUCCAUUCCAACGAGCUGGCUGCAACAGCACAAAGGCCAUCGGCUUGCCGGUCCUUUUCGAGAAAGCAAGUGAUAGUGGUGAUUUGCUUGGUGCCAGUGGUCCAGAAUCUCACAGUCCUGAUUGGUUUCCAGCCUCCAAUGGGGACAUCAGCUGCCUGCAGCCGGUCCCAAAGUGCAGAGAUGUGAGGGACAAGCUGGUGUGCUUGAGCAGCAAGGACUCAGAGCUCGGACUCAUGAAAGAGGCCAUUCAACGGGGAGGAGAUGCCUGCGUGUGGUGCGGGGGAGAGCCUUGCACAAGUUUCAGCGAUGCGUUGUGUGAGUCCUUUGAUUGGCUGCACAGAGGGGAGGGGAACACCUUCAACACGUUCACAGCCAGUGGCAGCCAUAAAGUAGCACAGUGCUGGCACCUUCCACAGCCCAAGCUGGAACUGUCUUGCCUCCGUGAGCACAAAGAAGGUUGCCAUACCCUCAAGGAGGCAACGCAAUGCUUAUCCAGUUUUGAUGGGCGAGCCUACGAGCGAGUCGCGGGCUUCAAGGUCAAAGGGCAACCGUGUGUUUGGUGUGGAGGUCAGGCUUGUCACGGAAACAAUGGGAACCUUUGCGAGCCAUUGGAUUUUGCUCUCAACGGGAAUGGCUAUGCUUUUGACGCUGUUGCCCCGGACUCCUCAAAGACCAUGGCAGGCUGCCAGUCAGGACACUCAGUGUCGCUUCCUUUGCCACCACGAUCUGAUGUGAUCGACCUUGAGAAGGCCGUGGUUGGAGCCAAGCCACCGGAAACCGGAGCGAAAGCUUUUGGCGGGAUGGUGGCCAACUAUGGCAAGGAUUGUUGGUGGGAAUGCCAACAGAAGAGCGGAUAUUGUGGCUUUUGCGGUGCUGGAAAUGCUUGCUGCCGAGAAGGGGAGAAGGAUGGACCAAGCGAGUGCCAAGGAGACAUUCGGUUCCAGACCUGGCAUCAUGAGUGCAUUGCUCCUGUGAAUGGCCUGGUCAAGGCAGGCGCUGCUGCGCCGAAACCAGCAACCUCAGCCCAAUCAUUGGUCAACAUUGGAAAGGACUGCUGGUGGGAAUGUGGCCAAAAGUCUGGGAGUUGCCCAUUCUGUGGUACUGGCAAUGCUUGCUGCCGCCGUGGCUAUGAUGAAGACACCCCGACCGAAUGCAAGGGAGCUUUGGCCUUCACCACAUGGCAUCACGAGUGUGUGGUGCCGAUCCACUCCGAAAGCACUGAACUCAUAGAGAGGCUCGCAGGAGCCGGAGCAGAGGCUGCUAGGCUUGCUGCAGAAAAGGGCAUGUCACAGGAGCAGCAAGUGCGGGAAGCCGCCAUGGCCAUUGGAAAGCUCGCAAAGGCCGAAGGCCUUUCGGCCCAAUCGGCUGCGCAGAUUGCUGCAGCUGGAGCCCAGGAAGCUGCGAAAAAGAAUGGGGAUAGCCAGUUGAAGCAACAGGAGCUGGCUAUCAUGGCAGCAGCCUUGGCUGCCACAGAAGCAGCACAAGACAGCAUGCCAGCUGAACAGAAGGCGGCCGAGAUUGGCCUCGCAGUGGCCGAAUCGGCCUCCGCGGCUGGGAUGAGCUUCGAGCAACAGAUGGAGGCGGCAUCCACGGCCAUCGGAACCUUUGCCGCAGAUUCGGGGUUGUCGCCUCAGCAGGCCGCGAAAAUCGCUGCAGAUGGGUCCAGGCGGGCAGCAAAGGCUGCAAACAAAGAUGAGAACCAAGUGGCAGCUUCGGCUGCAGCGGUUGCUGCAGCAAAGGCUGCAGGUGCUGGUGGUAAACAUGGCCAGGAACUUGCCUUAAUCAUUGCUGGUGCAGCUGCAGCAGCCAGUCCUGGGAUAAGUCCUGAAGAACAAUUCCAAGUAGUGCGAAGUGCACUUGGUGACAAUGCCGCGACUGUUGGCUUGACACCAGCGGAGCUGGAUGCAAUCGCACACCAAGCUGUCCCGGCUGCGAAGACAGCUGCUAGUCCUGAUGCGACUGAUCCAAUGGCCGCUGGCAAAGCUGCUGCGUCCCGAGUGCAGAGCGACAAAGGGACUCCAUACGAAGAAGCUAUGGCGGCGGGCCAGGCUGCAUACAAAGCAGCUGUGGCAAAGCCUGGAGUUUCUGUUGCCGAAGAAGUGUCCAGUGCUCACGACGCCAGCAAGAAAGCCGCACUCGCGGCAGGUGUGACAGCCGCUGAGGCUGAGACGCUGGCAGGUGCUGUGGCAAAUGCUGUGAGUGGUGGAGCGAAGGAGGAAAUCGACACCAACGUCGUGACAAUCUCACCAUCUGAGGCAGCUGCCGCCACUGCCAGCCAGCCUGCUGCAGAAUCGCUUGAGGAGACACCUGCUGAAAGAGAUGCUGCAGAAGCAGGUGCAGAGGCGGCUCGCUUAGCUGCAGCUGGUGGCAAAUCGGCGCAGGAGCAGAUGGAUGAUGCGGCAGUGGCUGCAGGUCGCGCGGCCAUCAAUGGACACAUGACGCCAGUUGGUGCUGUGGAAGCUGCCAGGAAAGCAGCCACGCUUGCUGGGAUCAACGCAGGACUGUCAGCUACUGAGGCGGCUCGCCUGGGCACUGAAGCCGCCGAAAGGGCCGAAGUGUCCGGAGCCUUCACGGCGCCAAAUUGGAGGGAGAUAGCAACGACGCCGACGACGACCCCAACCACCACCACAAGCUCGGAAGAGAACUCGACUGUGGCAGUUGUGAUGGCCAGAGCUGGUGCCAGUAGCGCGGGUGUAGCCGUAGCAGCGGACUCGGGCAACGAGACCAUCGUCGUGCUCACAGAUGAGUCACCCAAUUAUGGCUUCUCCCAGACUCUUCUUUGGAUUUUGCUUGGAGCUGUGCUUGCUCUCGUCUCAUUGAUUCUUUGUUUCUGUUGUGGCCCGUCCAAGACUGAUAAGAAUGGAGCAAAACGCGCAGUGGACGUUGAAGAUGUGGAAGAGCCAUCAGAGGAUGAGACCUCGUUGUUGGAGCCAGAAACAUCUCCCAAAGCCAAGGGGCCUCGCGUGCCGAUGCCGCAGAGAAAGGCUGAGGCACCACCGGUACCCACUCCACCGCCGGUGGUGUCCGUGCCUAGCAGAGCCUCUUCAGCUGCUGUUGCAACACCUUUGCCUGCACUUGCUCCAGUCACGCGCACAGCUGCGCCUGUCUAUACGCCUCCAACACCUGCACGUGCUCCAGUGACUACAUACACUUCAUACACAUACCUUCCGCAGGCACCUCAGCCUCAGGUGCAAGCACCAGUGACCAGAGUGGCACCACUAAUGCCCAGAACAGCUGCGGCAUCGCUUUUUGAUGCACUUGAUGUGAAUGGUGAUGGCGUCCUGGACAAGAAUGAGUUUGCACAGCUUGAGACUUUGCGCGGCCAGCAGGCGGCACCAGUGACGACAAUGCCUUCUGAGCCGGUUGUCCGAACGACCCCAGCAGCGAGCGUGAACACGUCUGGCGGAAUCCGGACUUACACAUCUCGCCGCACCUAAGCGCUUACAUUCUUUGUUGCGUAUGGUUGGAGCCUGUCGGCUUGCCGCACAGAAGGUCAAAGAACCGUGCGACGCGGGUUUGUAUGAGCGGGGCCGAAGUGAUCCGCUGGUCCCGUGUACAGACCUAGCUGCUCAAUUUGUGGAUGUCAAUGCAUUUGAGAAGGCUACUGCAGGUACGUUGCUCAUAAAGAGACCAUUCUGAUUUUUGAUAUCCUUUUGGC